This is a messenger RNA of Centropristis striata (black sea bass), 786 nucleotides long. It is a transcript of the gene pheta2, whose product is annotated as PH domain containing endocytic trafficking adaptor 2. The transcript is spliced from 3 exons. NCBI's taxonomy places the organism in Eukaryota, Metazoa, Chordata, Actinopteri, Perciformes, Serranidae. Bases 1 to 786 code for a protein of 261 amino acids. The record is from RefSeq and is a predicted model, not a curated record. Gene Ontology annotation, cellular component: trans-Golgi network; recycling endosome; early endosome. Gene Ontology annotation, biological process: retrograde transport, endosome to Golgi; endosome organization; receptor recycling.
AUGAAGCUCCAUGAGAAGAUUUUGACCCAUUACCUAUCAUGCACCUCUCCGGUUGAUAAGGAGGGAUAUCUUUACAAAAAGAAAGAGAGAAAUGCCACCUACCAGCGGCGGUGGUUUGUCCUGAAGGCCAACCUGCUUUUCUACCAGGAGCGCCCGGCUGACCGACACCUGCUGGGCGUCAUUGUGCUGGAGGGGUGUGCAGUCCGGCGCUCGGAGUCAGAAGGACAGUUUUCCUUCUCCCUUGUGUUUGAAGGGCCCGGACUCAAAACCUACAGAUUUGCAGCAGGGGAUGUUCAGACUCAAGAGAGCUGGGUGAAAGCUUUGCUCUCAGCCAGCCACUGUUACCUCUCCCUGCUGGUGAGAGACUUGGGGAGACAGUAUGAAGAAGCUAAACAGCAACAAGGCUCUGGUGAAUCCCGUCACAGCUCCUCUGGCCUCAAACAGUCGACCGCCAGUUUCUUCCCCUUUCAGGGGCCGACAGCAGUGGUCAGAGAGGGGAGAAGCUUCAGUGCUGGCACUGUUUUACAAGCACCAUCAAUACCCAACAAAGUGGUGGCUAAAAAGUCCCCCAAAUUGUGGCACAGGAGGAAUGCUCACGUCACACCGCUUAAUGGACCGGCACCUUUGUACGGCGAAUGGCCUUUGGUGGGUUUUGAUCCUCUCGAGGACUUCAGCAAACUUCAUGAUUAUUACGGCCAGGAGGUGAAGAAAGCGAGGGAGGAGUGGCUGAGGAGCCGACAAGCAGAAGAGGAACCCAGUGAUGGAGAUCUCAUCGACCUGGGGUGA